AUGUUUCUUGCCAACUUCGCGUCUUACUUCCAAUCGUUUGUUGAGCUUCUCCACGGCUUCGGUUCACUAUGCACCCGCUUCGCCGAGUAUCAAGUAAUCUUCAAGGAAUCCUCGCGUCUCAAAAGUUCGGUCUGCCAGUUUCACACGGCAGUCGUUACUUGUUGCCAGCAAAUCGUCUUGGCUGUCCGACGGCCUUUGAAGAAUCAGAUUCUCAAGGCAAUUACACAGUCCUUUCAGUCUGAACUUCGAAGCUACGUGGAAGACAUCAGAGCGAAAGCAGAGGAGGUACAGGGCGAUAUUCAAUUGGCCAAGGCUCGGUGUGACCGCGAGGAACAGCAACUACAGACGACAGAGCGCAAAGAGGCUACUGACCAUCGGAAACGCUUCAGAGCUUGGGCUGCCGAAAUGGAAAUCUUUCAAGCGCAGCGAAGACGAGAUGCAUUAGAACAUAAACGUCGUCGCCUUCUUGAGGACUUAUCGUCAUUCAACUUCACUUCGGCUUUCAACAGCACACGAAACAAGCGCCAUGUAGGCACGGCCAAAUGGGUCUUUGACACUCCGGAAUUCCAACAAUGGGUGGAAAUCAAUGGGUCUCCCGUUCUUCAUAUCACCGGAAAAAUUGGGUCUGGUAAAACAGUCUUGUCGUCCUCGAUCGUUGAGAAGCUGUCGCAGAUUCGGCCACCUCAACAAUUCGUGUCGUUCUUCUUUGCGCGGUUUGAUGAUCCGCUUAGCCUCAACGCUGAGACAAUCAUACGUUCCUGCAUUCAACAGUUAGUAUCAGCCAUCGACAUGGACACUCUUGACCCAAAGGUCGUUUGUGCACUUGACGAACAGCUCUCUCAAGCCAGGCUGGCUCUGUUCUCCUUCGAAUUCCUUUCAGAUCUCUAUUUGUCUGCGGCUAAAGCCAUCAAACAAUGGUUUAUAGUCAUUGAUGGCUUGGAUGAGUGUAGCACUGAUCAACAGUCCAAGCUGCUAAAGUUCUUCCAAGGAAUUAUUUCGAGGAAUGAUACAACGCGCAACAUAAGUCUUGUCUUCGCCUCUCGAGAGACAUGCACCAACACAAUCAGAAGCAUUUUCCCCGAGUCGCAACGACUGGUCACAGGUCUAGAAAGUACUAGCGUCGACAUCGAUUCAUAUGUUGACGACAUCAUUAUUGACAAAUUGUCAACUGGCGAACUGGUUGUUAGUGACCCCAGGCUAUUGAAAGAGAUUCUGACAACAAUUGCUUCCAAGGAGCAGGGAAUGUUCUUGUGGGCCUUUUUUGUCAUUGAAGAUAUAUGCUCUGGGAAGACCGACAACGAGAUUCGACAAGCACUUCAAAAUAUCCCCGGUGACCUUCCGGCGACUUUUGACCGUGCGCUUAGUCGCAUUGUUCAAAAGCGCAAUCAGGACACCGCCAAGAAGGCCUUCAUGUGGACAAACGCAACAUUACAGCCAUUGACCUUGUCACAACUCCGCGAAGCACUAUCUAUCAAGCCUGGCCAACACACUCUGCGACAGGAGGAUCUUAUCAGCGGAAUAGAACGAUUAACUGCUUGGUGUGAGAACUUGAUUUAUGUGGAGGAAACAGACAACACAGUUCGCUUCAGCCAUCAUUCCAUUCAGGAGUUUCUCUUGGCGUCAGAUUCAGGUGAACAUGAGGCCCUCCACAUCGAUCACGACCAGUGUGAUAAGCUUGCUGGCGAGGUCUGCAUUACUUAUGUCAACCUUGACAACUUCCAAACGGCAAUCACAGAGAGUAAAAGGCAACCUCCGACUCAAUCCGCUAUGAGGAUCGAUCCAAGUGGAAUAGCCGAGCAGACGAUACAGUCCGCCAUUCAGGGUGGUGUUGGAACACGCGUUGGUCGCCUCGCUCGCCAAUUUGUCAAGGCGUCAAAACCAAAUAAGGCAUCAACAGGGACUGAGUUUUCCCUGAGUUCUCUCAUGCCAGUUACCAGUAUGGCCCAAGGGACCGCAGACUAUCCCUUUCUCGAAUAUGCUUCGACGAACUGGUUCAAGCAUACCAAAUACAUCAACAAAAAGGAGACGGAGGUCUGGAGACUUUUCGGUCAAUUGGUUCAGAAGCCCGCUCAGCACUCGCAAGGCGAGCCUUGGCAUAGUACGGAAUGGAAGAACGAAGCCUUGCAGGGGUUUCCAAAUCAUGACGACUCGAGAUCAAAAUGCUUUAGCGAUAUUUUUCGUGCCCAACUGAGUGGCGAGAUACAUGGCAUCAAGACGGCUUCAUUUGACGUGCCAGAACUACACCACCUCCUCCGUUCCUUUAUCUACGCUGAGUUGAACGACUACGGGGCGCUCGCAUGUCGAUCCUUUCAAUUGGCAAUAGAAUUAUAUGCGUUUUCAGAUGAGCUUAAUAGGCUUCUUUGCAUUCUCACGGCUAACAAAAAUUACAUGGCCUGCGGAAAUGACUGUGCAAGCUUUGCACCUUCGGGCCUGGACCAUCAAUGGCUCAUGGAAGAGCUCAGAAGAGCAAUCGUCCGUGGAAUUCCAUACUUCCCAGCCUUGAAAGGACAUGUGAUACGAUCUUCCUGUGAUUGCGCAGAUUCAUCUCCUCUCGAGUCCAGGCGCGAUAUAUGCCAUGUGCUAGAAGCAGGUUAUCGACAAGAAUUCGAGCCGCAUCUACAGGCUUUCGCUAUCAUCGUGGAAAGGAUGAAGGCCAAAGCCAGUAUACCCAUCAUCAGUGAUUUGGAGCAUUGGUGUCUUGCUAAGGGACAAUAUACCAUCUGCUUUCUGAGCCUCUUGGAGGAUGGGUUCCUGGAUCAACUACCUCCAAAGAAGGAGGAAGUUGAGCAGUAUGCUUUAUCUGGCGCCCUGAUCAAACUCCAUGGAGAAACCAUAACAACGAUAUUUCGCGUUUACGUCAUGCCUACUCUAUGGAAAUCCUACAUGGCGACUUACAUUGUAGAGACCUUAUUCCGUGUAUAUUCGCUGCCCGCUCCUGAGCAUAUAGUGCAUGCCCAUGAGGAUUGUUUCCGAGAAGCAGUGUGGCAAAACAACUGGGACAUUGCUGCAGCUUUGGCUAAGCAUCAGCCAGCUCUUGUCGACGAUGCGAUGGACAGUGGGCACUUCGAUUCCAUCAGAGAAGCUCUCCUCUGCGAUACUUGCUGGCUACGCAUGCAAAAUAUGGUGAGGCACCUGACCUCAGAGAAGAUGUAUCAGUAUUCCUUCAAACUAUGUGAGGGUCACAACUUGAUGUUCAAAAAGAUUCCUGAUUCGCUUCAGGGCAUACACGAUGCUAAGAAGAAAACCUUGCUCUGCCCGGGACAUAGCACAGAUGCGUUGCCUGAACGGGAGGGAAGAUUGAAGUGGGUAUAA
Messenger RNA from Fusarium mangiferae, 3312 nucleotides. RefSeq lists its product as uncharacterized. The record is from RefSeq and is a predicted model, not a curated record. Bases 1 to 3312 code for a protein of 1103 amino acids. Lineage: Eukaryota; Fungi; Ascomycota; Sordariomycetes; Hypocreales; Nectriaceae. The transcript has 8 exons.